Molecule: messenger RNA, 279 nt
Organism: Colletotrichum phormii
Lineage: Eukaryota; Fungi; Ascomycota; Sordariomycetes; Glomerellales; Glomerellaceae
Product: histone-fold-containing protein
Exons: 2
Biological process (GO): nucleosome assembly
Cellular component (GO): nucleosome
Molecular function (GO): DNA binding; protein heterodimerization activity; structural constituent of chromatin
Source: RefSeq, a predicted model, not a curated record
GGCAAGGGCGGUGCCAAGCGUCACCGCAAGAUUUUGCGUGACAACAUUCAGGGUAUCACCAAGCCUGCUAUCCGUCGUCUCGCUCGUCGUGGUGGUGUCAAGCGUAUUUCUGCCAUGAUCUACGAGGAGACCCGUGGUGUCCUUAAGUCCUUCCUCGAGGGUGUCAUUCGUGAUGCCGUCACCUACACUGAGCACGCAAAGCGCAAGACCGUCACCUCCCUCGACGUUGUCUACGCGUUGAAGCGCCAAGGCCGCACCCUCUACGGUUUCGGUGGUUAA